Molecule: messenger RNA, 3875 nt
Organism: Esox lucius (northern pike)
Lineage: Eukaryota; Metazoa; Chordata; Actinopteri; Esociformes; Esocidae
Gene: nudt19
Product: nudix (nucleoside diphosphate linked moiety X)-type motif 19
Exons: 3
Coding region: 609-1823 (404 amino acids)
Cellular component (GO): mitochondrion
Molecular function (GO): hydrolase activity, acting on acid anhydrides, in phosphorus-containing anhydrides
Source: RefSeq, a predicted model, not a curated record
UAGUCCAGGCUGGUUUAGGGAGGUGGGGUGGCACUGUCUAAAGCCAGUAGAAUACACAUCAAUGCAAACUGAUAGACAGACCAGUGACAACGUUUAAAUGAGGAGUACCUCAGGUGCUCCAAACAUUGUGGUCAAAAUAAUAUAUUUGAAACAUUAUAACAUUACCAGCAGAUGUUUUCUGGUAAUUUAUUCUAGUAAAACAGUAACAAUCUUACGCAUGACCCCUUUAACUACAGUGUACAGAGUAUAAAUCACUCUGGAUAACAGUGUCAGCUAAAUAACUAAAAUGUAAAAAUGUUACUCAGAUACCUACACUAACCACAAAAAUCAACAAUUUUCUAGAAAACCAUCUAACCUUCACUCACCGUAAUCGUCCAAAUCAAAACGUACUUUAUCUUUCCAUAGCCUACGCGCCUAUCUCAGUAACCCGCCACCAGCAGGGGCCAGGGCAGUUCUAUUAACAGAAGAAACCGGAAGCCGGAAACACUGUUCACUUCUUCUACGGCCUUCGAUUUGACCUAACCGCCCAUGUGUCGACACAAAUCAAAACAAUACUUGACUGGUUUCCAAUAACAUCGCUGGAACUGUCAUAAUAAAACGGUCUCAGGAUGAAUACGGCUCUAAGACACUGGAAGGAGGCGGCUACGGUGAUACUUGCUGCUGGCACAAGACAUAAACUCACUGUGGACAAUUUGACGAGGUGUGUAGAUGAAGCCAGUGCAACUGCGAUCAAAGCGGACUCCAACUUGCCAGAUAAGUCACCCUUUGACUAUGAAGUGUUGUUGCUUAGACGAAGCCGAACAAGUGGCUUCAUGCCGAACGCUUAUGUCUUUCCCGGUGGACUGGUGGAGUCGUCCGAUUUCUCAAGUGAAUGGCUCGAGGUUUUUAAGUCAUUUCGGCGCUUGCCGAAUUUCGGAUUGGGAUUUGUGAAACAGCCGCCGGAGACAAGACCUCCUAUUUUCGCCACUGACCGAAUGAAACUGGGGUCUCCCAUUCCAGGAGACGUUGGAUUUCGAAUCUGUGCGGUGAGAGAAACGUUUGAGGAGUCCGGUGUCCUUCUAAUAGUACCAAAAUACGAAGAACGACAUUUACUUAACAGCAUCGAGAAAAAAACAGGGGGUCCGCCCGAAUUAACCACAACUACCGAUAUUUGUAACAAGGAUGAACUGGCAAAAUGGAGAGCGCUAGUAAACGAGAACCCUUCUAACUUCAUCAAAAUGUGCAGGGAAUUAGAGUGUUUACCAAACAUUUGGGCUCUGCGGGAAUGGGGUAACUGGCUGACCCCUAGUGGCAAGUAUGGGAAACAGCGGAGGUACGAUACCGCCUUUUACAUAUGCUGCUUACAAGAGAAACCACCACACACUUUCCAAGACGAACAGGAAAUCGUGCACUUUGAGUGGUCCACCCCGGCAGAGGUCCUUCAGAGAUACCAGGACAGAGACAUGUGGAUAGCCCCUCCGCAGUUCUACAAUCUCAGCCAGAUGUGCCGGUUACCCUCCCUGCUCGACCUCCAUAGCUUCUCCACACAGAGAGCCGCAGAAGGCUGUGAACAGUGGCUCCCGAUCCACCUGGUGUCAGAGAAAUACUAUGUAGCGCUCCUGCCAGGUGAUGAGCUGUACCCAGAGGAUGGUUCAGGCCAGAUAAAGUCCCUAAACACCAACCAGAGCCUGGAGAAGCUUCUGGAUGAGGGCUCAGUGUUGCAUCGGCUCAUGGUCUCGGACCCAUACAGCAUCGCUGCCCUCGUCACCAUCACGCCCAAAUACAGACACCUGCUCCCAGUCACUGGACCCGGCCUGAAACACAGGAUCAUCAACAAGCUCUGAGCAUCAGUCACUGGACCCCCCCAGCCAGCACUGAGCAUCAGCUACUGGACCCGGCCUGAAACACUGGACCCCCCAGCCAGCUCUGAGCAUCAGUCACUGGACCCCCCAGCCAGCUCUGAGCAUCAGUCACUGGACCCCCCAGCCAGCCCCAAGCAUCAGUCACUGCGCCCAGCCUUCCUAGGCCCUUACUUCAUGCUACUGCCUUGCUGCUGUUUUUUCCCCACACUGUUCAACUGAAGCCCAGCAAAGUACUUUGUGUCCAUUGUUAAUCAAUCUUAAUUUAACAUAUGUACAUACAGAAUAUUUAUUUUCUAUUUAUUUCAAAUCUCAAAGUUAAAAAGGUGUUGUUAUUAGAGGAUUUGCAUCUGGGACAUUGGACAGGAUGGGAUGUCUCCUCCAGUAUCUAGGUUUAACAUGGGACCUGUUGGAAUAGGAAGUUGGUCAUUGUGUUGUAUAAUUAUCCAACUUCAUAAUUAACUUAGUCUACAGUAAAUAAGGUCAGUUUGACUGUAUCAACAAAUUGAAAAAGUGGAGCUUUACGUAUGUAUUUCUAUGAUUUAUGGGAUAAUGGGAUAUUAUGGAAGGGCAGUGGGCUGGACUUGAACACAUGCUGUAUUGAUACAUGUGUUCUGGAGAAAGCCGGAGGGGCCUUCUGUAAUCUAACUUGCCAGCCGUGUUUAACCCUAACAUAUUUCUAAUAUUAUUUGACUUUUUGUGCCUGCAAUUGAGGGUGAGAUCCAACAUUUUUACUGCUUGUUACUAAUGGAUAGUAAAGUAAAAUUGGGCAAGACGCCCCCGAAGGUGAAGGUCUAAUUGCUGACACAAAAAAACGAAAGUUUUUGGGUAACACCUUAUGAGGAAAAAUGAAUGUCUAAAUUGUGCUUGUGAAAUUUGGACCCAUCAUUUCCGGUUGAACAUCAAAACCGUCAAACUAAUCUAUGCCUGCCCACUACCUUUAUUGAAUGUGUUCCGUACGCUUGCAGUAUACUCCUAAUUUAUUUAAAAUAUAUAUUUAAAAUACAUUUGGUGUGUUCAAAUACAUUUGGAGAUUAAGUGUACUAAAAUGCUAUUCCCAAUUGCGUUAAUUAUAAUGAUGUAUGAAAUACGUGGGUACAUUUUCACACUAAUACACUGAAAAAAAUCUAAUAGUUAGCUAAGCUGUUAAAUGCCUCUAAUUAAUGUGAUUGAACUGUAAAAAAACAUUAAAAAAUGAUUUAAUGGUUAAACGAGAGACUUUGUUGACGCAGUAACCGAAAUUAAAAUAAUUGCUUGGCUUAACAAAUUAGCUCUCGAAUAGCCCUCAUCUGCAGUGUAAUAUAGUUGAAGAACUUAAUAAAGAAAUGUGUGUAUAGCUGCAGAUAUCGACCUGUUGAGAGUUAGUUUUUCUAAGGUGCUCGAGCCACGUUACAAUUCUCUCGCCGUCUUAUUUCAGCAAAAAGGUAGUUCCCACAAUACAUGAUUUUAAAACAAAGUUUGUGCCUUGUUUAUGUAUUGAAAUGUAUUCUAGUUUGUGCCCUGAUCAGGCAUCUAUAUUCCUGGAUUAGUGUUGCAUGUUUUCCAAAAUAAACUUCACACUGACCUUCAGUAAAAUGUUUGUGCCGUAGUGAAGACACACCGAUACGUGACCAAGAAACUGCACACCGUUCCGUACCGUGGCCUCCAAAAUAAAAAAAACCUACCUCAAAAUAAAUUGUAUAGAAUUACGUAAAAAAUGAUGAACAAACAAAGCUUUAAGAAUGAGGUUGUAUGGGGUGUCUUACUCAACGGGGCGUUUUACCCAAGCACACCGCUGUCAUUCAUAUUACUAUCAUCACAUUUAAAGGUUUUUGCAACCUUCUUGGAAAAUGUCCUCAACAUUGUUGAAAGCCACAUGGAAACUUUGUCUCUGGAACACAGGAAGAGUUGGUGCUGCCUAAAAGGAAUCAGAAUUAAAUACUAAACCAAUCCAUAGAUUAUAAAUGUAAAUACAAUUUUUAUAUUAAAUAUUUCAGUAAUCUAAUGUUGGAAAUUAACAAAGCUUUUUUGUACAAUAAACGUUGACAUUGAAACGUU